UCAGAACUCACAUAAUACAGUUGGAGCCAGUGAGAAACGGUAGCAACAGAUCAAAAUGGAGCAGAAAUUGAUAUAUACUACUUUGCUGGUUGGGAUAGUGCUCCAGGCAACUCAGGUGCUGUCUGCUCCAAAAGGAAAGCCAUUGCCCGCUUUUCUUAAGGUUUGCCAGCGUGAUUCUCCCGACCUGAAUUCGUGUGCCCGUGAAUCCUUUGAAUCGCUGAAGCCUCGUCUUAUGGAUGGAAUCCCAGAGCUUUUUAUUCCCCCCAUGGAGCCGCUAAUAGUGCCAGAAAUUAAAAUGGAUCAGGACUCCGGAGCCAUCUUUUUGCAUUCUACGUACAAGAAUGUGAAGAUCACAGGCAUGUCGAAACAUACAUUGAACGAUCUGAAAAUCGAUCCAAGUCAAUUUAAGUUUUAUGUCUCGAUGACGUUUCCCAAACUGCACUUGGAGUCGGAAUACAACAUUAAAGGCAAGAUCAUGAUGAUGCCCCUAUUGGGUGACGGUCAAUGUUUUGUGGAUCUGACUAAUAUCACAAUGCACACGGAGAUGAUUGGCGAAGAGUAUACGCAGGAUGGUGCCAUCUUCUUGAAGAUCAAAGAUAUCAAGGUCAAAUACGAUCUCCAGUCUGUGCACAUGCAGCUGGAUAAUCUUUUUAAUGGCGACAAGGCACUGGGUCAGCGUAUGAACGAUUUCCUCAACGAGAACUGGAAAUCUUUGGCCGAGGAGGUGCGUCCGCUAAUGACCAACGUCCUGGAGGAUAUUAUGAGAGCCUCUGUUGACAAAUUGUUUAAGGCCUUCAGCUACGAUGAACUGCUACCCAAAAUGAAGCUUUAAUCAUUUACAGGAAUGUAUUAACUAAAUAUU
Molecule: messenger RNA, 862 nt
Organism: Drosophila innubila
Lineage: Eukaryota; Metazoa; Arthropoda; Insecta; Diptera; Drosophilidae
Gene: Jhbp5
Product: protein takeout
Exons: 3
Coding region: 56-832 (258 amino acids)
Source: RefSeq, a predicted model, not a curated record